AGCAACACAGAAGUCGGACAUUUUCCAUCGAGUGAUUUUGAAGAGUCACGGAUAGAACUGUGCAACAUGUGAGUGAACUGUGCAAAACGGGUAUAAACAUCUGCAGGACGUAGCUCGCGUAGUGCGUGUCACGAAAGACGGGAUGAGUACAAAUUUGAAAGAAAAAAACCGCGGUCAAUGGACCCAACGCUUCUAGAAGAAAGCGAACACUGCAAGACACUGUCACGGAUGUCGUUAAACGAGUUGCCAAACUCUGCCAAGUGCAAUUAGUCAAUCGUAGAAGUAAUCGUUGGAACAAUUGUCACCGCGAACACAAGAGUAUCUCGACUUGACUCUACACCGUGGAACGACGCUGAUGAUAAAUGCGAGUUUUGGAAAAGUCGAUAAAGUAGUGGAUCUCCGUCGGAGAACAACGGCGUAAAGUUGGUGCCGAAAAUGGUCCUCGAACCAGGAGGUGGUCUGUCAUUCCCCCCGCCUCCUGGUGGCGGCUCUUCCGGAUCCGGUGGCUCGCUGCUCGCCCCAGCCCGUCUGUUCCCGAGGGCUGCGCCCGUCUUCCCGUUCCACUUGGCGGCAUGGCAUCCGCACCAUCCGGUCCUCGGCCAGGUCCAGACCCAGGUCCAGCAGACGAUGCAUCAUCAGGCUGCUGCGGCCGCAGCGGCGGUCAGGUUCUUCAACCACCACCACUCCCACCAUCCUCAUCCUGCCCUCGGGAAUCACCCUCUUGGACCCGGGAUCGGGGCUCACCACGCCGGGACUCAUCACCUCCACCACAACGCGGAUCACGGUGACGAAGACGACGACAAGAAAGGGUGCGACGGUGAGUCGGACGAAGGUGGAAGCAAGCGGCGAAGAAGUAGAACCAAUUUUAACAGCUGGCAAUUGGAGGAAUUGGAAAGGGCGUUUCUGGCCAGUCAUUACCCGGACGUAUUUAUGAGAGAAGCUCUGGCGGUGAGGCUGGACCUGAAGGAGAGUCGCGUCGCUGUGUGGUUUCAGAACCGUAGAGCUAAGUGGAGGAAGAAAGAGCACACGAAAAAGGGCCCUGGACGACCGGCCCACAAUGCGCAUCCCCAGAGCUGCAGCGGAGAACCGAUUCCUCCGGAGGAACUUAGAAGGAAGGAGCGGGAAAGACGGCAGAAGAAAUUGCUCAAGGCUCUUGAAAGGCAGCAGAGAAAACUCGCCGCCAAGGGAAUCUCCGUGGACCUGUCGACUCUGAGAGCAGAAUGGGAGUCCCGAAGCGCAGCAGCGUCUGCGGGAGGUUCGCUGAGCCAGAUGAACGGGUCGUUCGGUCACCUCGGCAACGCUGAAGGCAGCGUUUCCGGUUCUGGGAACGACGUAAACGAGGAAAUCGACGUGGUCGGAGGUCUCGACUCGUGCAGCGAGAGCGGCAGCGAGCAAGUCGAUUCCACGGCUGACGGUUCGAUCGACGGAGAGUGUCACUCGAGGUCCGGCGAGGUGGAUUCGAGGCGACUUCACCCGGGUAGUCACGGGCAGAAUCCGAACGGCCUGAACCUAAACCUGAACCUCAACCACCAGCAGGGCAUCCACCAUUGGGGUCUGAGUCUCCUCGAGCGAAGGCGGGAGCUGCAGGUGAACCUGGGAAACGGCGGUCUGAGUACGCCGGCGAACCACCUGCAGGAUCAGGACCGAAACGGGGACGAGGAGGUGCAGAGCAGCAGCAUAGAUCUCUCGGUGAAGGGGCGGGAGGAGAGGAAGAGGCUGAACCCCUUUUCGAUCGACAGUCUCCUUGGCAACAACAGGGUGGCAACGCCGGGAGUACAAAGUCCUCGGGUGAACUGUAACAACAAUAGUAAUAGUAGCAACAAUUACAACAAUAGCAGUAAUAGCAAUCACAAUAAAAACAGCAGCAGCAACAACAACAACAAUAAUAACAGCAGCAGCAGCAGCAACAACAACGACCGUUCGAUCACCCCGACGAACGGCACGUCAUCCCCAAUAUCGCCUCUUUCCCUACCAACGUCGCCCUCGACUACGUAAUAAAAUGCACCUCGAGACAGGGUGGAGGACGAUUUUACAGAUUUAAAACGAAAGUGUAGGCAAUAGGUGUAAACUAUAUCACUUCCAACAUAUCCGCAUACAUUUGUAUUGGUCAUUCACGUCGUAUAUAACAAUAUUGUAUACUUGUGUAGAGAGAAGAGAGAAGAGAGAGAGAGAGAGAGAGAGAGAGAGAGAGAGAGAGAGAGAGAGAGAGAGAGAGAGUGUCUGUUUCAGCCUUGACUCAAAGGGUGGAUACUCCUCUCGUUUCUCCCAUGUAUCGAUUUCACGUAAAUAGUGCGUUAUUAUACUGUGUAUGUAUGAAAAAUGAAUGAAAAUAAUAUUAUUACCUAGAUUUAAAAAAAGGGCCGGAUCUCCGAGGCUGAAGAACGAAAGACUGUGAAUAAAUAAUCGAUUCGAACGAUAUAUUUUAUGGUUCGAAACUAGUACUUUAUGUUUCUAUGUAACGAAUUAUUAUUAUUAUUAUUAUUAUUAUUGAUAUCAUUAUUGUCAUGAUCAUUAUUAAUAUUAUUAUUAUUAUUUUGUAUGAUUGUUAUAACGUACAAUGUGCAAUAAUACGUGUUUUACCGCGAUGAAGUACCUAUUACUAUAUAUAUAUAUAUUAUACGCGUGAUAAUUCUGCCGCAGACUUAUAAUAUGACAUCUAAUAUGUGUAUUAUGAUUUGAAACGUUUGCGGUGAACUGUAUUUAAUGUAAAUAGUGUAGAAAUUAUAUAAAUAUAUGAAAAAUACAUAUAUAUAUAUAUAUAUAUAUAUAUAUAUAUAUAUAUAUAUAUAUAUAUAUAUAUGAAUAUAGGUACUUAAUUAACUGACCUAAUGAAACUGAGGUGAACUUAUGAAGAAAAUGUUGGUGGUAAGAAGAGAGGAGAGAAAAGAAAAAAAAAACUCGAAAAAACGCAAAAAUAGGAAAUACCUAGUGUUCGAAUGAAAUACAUUAUUUAAAGCAAUAGUAAAAGGGUCUCGAAUUGUACAUAUAAUA
Molecule: messenger RNA, 2991 nt
Organism: Diprion similis
Lineage: Eukaryota; Metazoa; Arthropoda; Insecta; Hymenoptera; Diprionidae
Product: homeobox protein unc-4 homolog
Exons: 4
Coding region: 436-1995 (519 amino acids)
Biological process (GO): regulation of DNA-templated transcription
Molecular function (GO): sequence-specific double-stranded DNA binding; DNA-binding transcription factor activity, RNA polymerase II-specific
Source: RefSeq, a predicted model, not a curated record